GGUACUAACCGUUAUAUGCAAUUUUCAGAUGCAUUCAGAAUAGCCUGUUGGUACACAAACUGGUCACAGUAUAGACCAGGGGGUGGAAAAUUCUUCCCAGGAAACAUAGAUCCUAAGUUAUGCACACACAUCUACUAUGCCUUUGCUAACGUGGGCCUGGAGAACGGAGAGUGGGGCCUUCAGAUGAUCGAGUGGAACGAUGAAGCUAAAUACACCGAGAUGAUGGCGCUGAAGAAAAUAAACCCCAAACUUAAGGUGUUGUUGGCAGCGGGAGGAUGGAACCACGGCACAGCAACAUUCAACUCCAUGUCCAAGCAGAGGUCUACAAGAGCCCAGUUUCUCAAAAAUGUCAUCUCCUUUUUGAGAAAGUAUAACUUUGAUGGUCUCGACUAUGACUGGGAAUACCCCGGGGAUGCUAAUAGGGGGAGUGGCCCCGAGACAAAACAACAGUUCUCUGAUUUAGUAAAGGAAUCGAGGGAGGCAUUUGACGCAGAGGCGGCAUUAAGUGGAUCCGAGCGCUUGUUAGUGACUGCCUCGGUCGGUGUGACUGCAGAGAAGGCAAAGAAUGGAUACGAUAUUCCUGUCAUGAAUAAGUACCUUGACUGGACUAAUCUGAUGACCUAUGACCUCCAUGGCGCCUGGGAAAACUUCCUUGGUCACAACUCUCCUCUGUAUCCCAGAUCGGAUGAAACCUACCCCCAGAACCAACUCAACGCUCAUGUUUCCGUGGAGUAUUGGAUCGCUCAAGGGUACGACCCAGCUAAUCUCCUCCUGGGAGUGGGUUCAUACGGUCGCUCCUUCACCAUGCAGGACGCCAACAGACAUGACUUGGGGGAUCCCGCUUCUAGAGCAGGGAGUCCAGGGCCAUUUACCAGAGAAAAUGGAUUUUUGGGUUAUUAUGAGGUCUGCCAAAAUGCUUGGCCAAGUGUAUUCAACAGUGAACACAAAGUACCCUAUGCCUACGACAAAGUCUCUCUACAGUGGGUGGGGUACGAUGACAUGACAAGUAUGAGAAUUAAGGCUGAUUACGUAUGUGCCAAUCAGCUGGGUGGAAUCCAUAUGUGGGCCUUAGACAUGGACGACUUCUCUGGACAGUUCUGUAAACACGGGAUGAACUAUCCUCUCCUUAGAACUAUAAACGCUGGUCUUCAAGCAUGUAGUUCUCAACCUGGUACGCCUGCACCAACUGAUGCACCCACCCAGGCACCUACUCAGGCUCCAACUCAAUCCCCGACUGCUGCACCAACUCAAAAACCCACCCAGCCACCUACUCAGGCUCCAACUCAAGCCCCGACUGCUGCACCAACUCAAAAACCCACCCAGCCACCUACUCAGGCUCCAACUCAAGCACCUACCGCUGCACCAACUCACAAACCCACCCAGGCACCUACCGCUGCACCAACUCAAGCCCCAACUGCCGCACCAACUCAAGCUCCCACUGCUGUGCCUACCCAACCUCCAACUACAGCAGCAAACGGAGAAUUUGUUUGCCCAAGUGAAAGCGGAUAUUUUCCACAUCCAAGCAACUGUAGAAAGUUCUAUCACUGCGCCAUGAAUAAAGCAUUCAACAAAAUCUGUCCGAAAGGCACGUACUACAACCCAAAGACCUACCUCUGCGACUACGAAUACAACGUGCCAUCUUGUGCCAAUGGAAGCCCCAUAGAUAUUGAACCGUUCGUAUGUCCCAGCGAUGGCAUCUUCCCCGACCCUGAUGACAACGGAUGUUACUACAACUGCGCCAAUGGUAACCCAUUCCACCUAUGUUGUCUGAACGGCCUGGUCUUUGAUACCCAAGACCUCAUCUGUAGAUUUGCCCUCCCAGAAGAACGCGAAAUUACAUUCCCUAACCAAAGAAAAAUUUGUAAAACCUUUCUGAAUCCCAAAGUUCUAUACAGAAGAAGUUCAAUACAGAAGAGCAACAAAAUGAUAAGUCAACUUAUUUUUGCAUUCGCCAUCAUCAUUCCAUCCACAUAUGCCUUCAGAAUAGCCUGUUGGUACACAAACUGGUCACAGUAUAGACCAGGGGAUGGAAAAUUCUUCCCUGGGAAUAUAGAUCCUAAGUUAUGCACACACAUCUACUAUGCCUUUGCUAACGUGGGCCUGGAGAACGGAGAGUGGGGCCUUCAGAUGAUCGAGUGGAACGAUGAAGCUAUAUACACCGAGAUGAUGGCACUGAAGAAAGUAAACCCCAAACUUAAGGUGUUGUUGGCAGCGGGAGGAUGGAACCACGGCACAGAAACAUUCAACUCCAUGUCCAAGCAGAGGUCAACAAGAGACCAGUUUCUCAAAAAUGUCAUCUCCUUUUUGAGAAAGUAUAACUUUGAUGGUCUCGACUAUGACUGGGAAUACCCCGGAGAUGCAGAUAGAGGCAGUGGCCCUGAGACAAAACAACAGUUUUCUGAUUUGGUGAAGGAGUCGAGAGAGGCAUUUGACGCAGAAGCAGCAUUUAGUGGAUCCGAGCGCUUGUUAGUGACUGCCUCAGUCGGUGUGACUGCAGAGAAGGCAAAGAAUGGAUACGAUAUUCCUGUCAUGAAUAAAUACCUUGACUGGACUAAUCUGAUGACCUAUGACCUCCAUGGCGGCUGGGAAAACUUUCUUGGUCACAACUCUCCUCUGUAUCCCAGAUCGGAUGAAACCUACCCCCAAAACCAACUCAACGCUCAUGUUUCCGUGGAGUAUUGGAUCGCUCAAGGGUACGACCCAGCUAACCUCCUCCUGGGAGUGGGUUCAUACGGUCGCUCCUUCACCAUGCAGGACGCCAACAGACAUGACUUGGGGGAUCCCGCUUCUAGAGCAGGGAGUCCAGGGCCAUUUACCAGAGAAAAUGGAUUUUUGGGUUAUUAUGAGGUAUGUCAAAAAGCUUGGCCAAGUGUAUUCAACAAUGAACACAAAGUACCAUAUGCCUACGACACAGUCUCUCUUCAGUGGGUGGGGUACGAUGACAUGACAAGUAUGAGAAUUAAGCUGGGUGGAAUCCAUAUGUGGGCCUUAGACAUGGACGACUUCUCUGGCCAAUUCUGUAAACACGGGAUGAAUUAUCCUCUCCUUAGAACUAUAAACGCUGGUCUUCAAGCAUGUAGUCCCCAGCCUGGUACCCCUGCACCCACUGAUGCACCCACCCAGGCACCCACUCAGGCACCAACUCAAGCGCCAACCCAGGCACCUACUCAAGCACCUACCGCUGCACCAACCCAGGCACCUACUCAAGCACCCACCGCUGCACCAACUCAAGCACCAACCCAGGCACCAACUCAAGCACCUACCGCUGCACCAACUCAAAAACCCACCCAGGCACCUACCGCUUCACCAACUCAAGCACCUACCAAACCACCUACAGCUGCACCAACCAAAGCGCCAACCCAGGCACCUACCAUUGCACCAACUCAAAAACCCACUGAGGCACCUACUGAAGCACCUACCGAUGCACCAACUCAAGCGCCAACAAAGGCACCUACUCAGCCCACAACUACAGCAGCAAGUGGAAAAUUCGUUUGUCCCGAAGAGAGCGGAUAUUUUCCACAUCCAAGAAAUUGUAGAAAGUUCUAUCACUGCGCCAUGAAUAAAGCAUUCAGCAAAAUCUGCCCCAAAGGCAUGUUCUACAACCCACAGACUUACCUCUGCGACUACGAAGACAACGUCCCAUCUUGUGCCAAUGGAAACCCCACAGAAAUAGAUCAAUUCAUAUGUCCCAGCGAUGGCAUCUUCCCCGACCCUGAUGACAACGGAUGUUACUACAACUGCGCCAAUGGUAACCCAUUCCGCACAUGCUGUAUGGACGGCCUGGUCUUUGAUACCCAAGACCUCAUCUGGAAUAUGCAAGGUGUAUCUUCCAGCUCCAAAAAACUGGUGGUAUAUUUUACCAACUGGGCUCAUUUAAGAAAAGAUGAGGCAAGAUUUGUCCCCGGCGACAUCGACCCUAGUCUGUGCACCCAUAUCAUCUAUUCAUUUGCCAAGGUCAACAAAAACGAGUCGGGAUUUAUUCUAGAGGGCACGCAGUGGAAUGAUAUGGAAAUGUUCUCAGAAUUAGUCUCCAUAAAGGACAAAUAUCCAAACCUGAAACUACUCUUGGCAGUUGGUGGUUGGAAUCACGGCACCGCCAUGUUUAACGAAAUGGCGUCGUCUGCUGCGACGAGAGCUCAAUUCAUCAAGAGCACUAUCAAAUAUUUGAGAGAUAUCAAAUUUGACGGCUUCGACUAUGACUGGGAGUAUCCUGGAAAUUCUGAUCGUGGCUCCCCUCCCGAGACAAAGCGGCAUUUCGCUGAACUAAUUCAGGAUACUCGAUCAGCGUUUGAGGAGGAAGCUAAUACAAGUGGGAAACCCCGAUUGCUGUUGACCGCUGCCGUCGCUGCAGGGGUGUAUGCUGUUGACAGUGGCUAUGACGUUCCAACAAUCGCAAAGUCGGUGGACUUUAUUAAUUUAAUGGCUUACGACUUCCACGGCAGCUGGGAGGACACCACGGGGCACCACAGCGCCCUCUACCACAGGCAAGAUGAACCACCGGCACACAAGUCGGCCAACCAAGAUGCUGCUGUCAACUACUGGAUUCAGCAAGGCAUGCCUCCUGACAAGAUAGUGCUGGGCGUUGCCUUCUACGGACGCACCUUCACCCUGAGAAACCCUGAAGUCCAUGGCUUGGGGGCACCCAUUAGAGGUCCUGGGACACCGGGGCCUUACACAUUAGAGCCCAGUAUGCUGGCUUACUUUGAGAUAUGUGAAUUGCAGUCCGCCCAGCGAAAUUGGAGUUGCCAACACAAGGUGCCAUACAGUAUCUGUGGCAACCAAUGGAUAGGAUACGACGAUACCGAGAGUCUAAGGAUGAAGGGUGAGUACGCGCGGUCCAAGGGCCUCGGUGGCGUUAUGGUCUGGAGCAUUGACAUGGAUGACUUCAAAGGAAAGUUCGGCACCAUGGGACCCUACCCCUUGUUAAGGGCUCUCAAGUCCGGUCUUGAUGGGAGAGGUUCAUUAGACGCUCGUCCCUCUGACAUGCAGGUUGCACCAACUGCACCAAAGCCAGCGGACGUCCCAGGGAAGCCUUCCAGUCCUUCGGUUUCAAAUUCUGCGCAAGUACCACCCAAACCUUCUCAGUCCAAAGCAGAAGAUGUACACGAAAAAUCUGAGACAGGUGUAAUGCCGUACCCGGGAGACGGGUUGUUCCCUGAUCCGAAGGACCCCACCAAAUACUACAGCUGUGCCAACGGGAUUAUGUACUCACAGCAGUGUCCUCCGGGUCUGGUGUUCAAUCCGGUCACCAAGACCUGCGACUGGCCUCAAAAUGUACGGAAAUAGGCUAGACCUCCAUACUUCAUCCUCGACAUUAUUUCGUGCCCAGGGGCCUGUUUCAGAAAAGUUUACCUGGUCUACGUCAUUUGGCAACGCUCGAACUGCUAAAAUUGGAUAGCCGACUUGGUGCAUUCCCAGAGAUUUAGAUCGAUCCAGGGAUUAAGAUUUAGAUCGACCUAACUCCCUGGGGGUUCACG
Molecule: messenger RNA, 5477 nt
Organism: Lingula anatina
Lineage: Eukaryota; Metazoa; Brachiopoda; Lingulata; Lingulida; Lingulidae
Product: putative chitinase 10
Biological process (GO): chitin catabolic process; carbohydrate metabolic process
Cellular component (GO): extracellular region
Molecular function (GO): chitin binding; chitinase activity
Source: RefSeq, a predicted model, not a curated record